Toxorhynchites rutilus septentrionalis is the source of this 584-nucleotide messenger RNA. RefSeq names its product 39S ribosomal protein S18a, mitochondrial (gene mRpS18A). Gene Ontology annotation, biological process: mitochondrial translation. The coding region runs from base 43 to 534 and encodes 163 amino acids. Gene Ontology annotation, molecular function: small ribosomal subunit rRNA binding; structural constituent of ribosome. Gene Ontology annotation, cellular component: ribosome; mitochondrial small ribosomal subunit. The record is from RefSeq and is a predicted model, not a curated record. Lineage: Eukaryota; Metazoa; Arthropoda; Insecta; Diptera; Culicidae. The transcript has 2 exons.
UGGUUUUGACAAUACGUAUGAACCGAUUUCUUAUUUACAGAAAUGGCUCUUUCCAAUAUUACGAAAUCUGGAUUUAGUAAAAUAACCACGAUAUUCAAGGCACAAUUAAGACCCAUCAGCGUGUCGAGUGUCAACAAACUCAAAGAAAUCAAAAAAACUAUUCAAAAGGAUUCGCUGAUUCUAAGUGCCGAUUAUGUUGCUUCUCCAAGAACCAAUCAGUUGAUUGAACACACAGCAAAGCCAAGAUGUGAUGGCCAGUUAUUCUGCCCCCAAUGUACACUGGGUCUUGACAUCAAACAUACAGAUGUGCUUAUUUUAAGCCAAUAUCUUCGCAACGACGGAUGUAUGCUCCCACGUCGUAUAACCGGAUUAUGUAAGCGGCAGCAGCGGAAGAUUGGUACACUAGUAACUAUGGCCCAAAAAGCUGGUUUGAUGCCUAAUUUUAACCCAUUUUGGAGUAAAAACGACCCGAAACAACGAUACCAAUGGAAGAAAUAUAAUAAGUAUUUCGAUGAAGGUACAAUAAAAUAUUAAUGUUUAAUGUUGAAAUACAAAAUUUGAGAAUAUACGGCGAAAAUAUUUUA